AUGGCAGAUCAGAAGAUGCAAUACGUCAACUUGGGCAAGUCCGGCCUCAAGGUAUCCAAAGUCAUCCUGGGUGCCAUGAGCUUCGGUAGUUCCAAGUGGCAGCCGUGGGUCCUGGACGAGGCUGAGAGCUUGCCGCUUCUCGAGCAUGCAUACAAGAGCGGCAUCAACACCUGGGAUACGGCUGAUAUCUACUCCCACGGCCACUCGGAGAAGAUCAUCGCAAAGGCGUUGAAGCAAUACAACAUCCCGCGUAACAAAGUCGUCCUCCUCUCCAAAUGCUACUUCGGCGUCGUCGAGGAAGACCCCAGUCUGGGCAUCGCGAGCGUAUCCACCAAUGACGGCGAGAUGGUCAACCAAGUCGGCCUCAGCCGCAAGCACAUCUUCGAUGCAGUCGAGAAGAGCAUCGAACGCCUCGGCACCUACAUCGACGUGCUUCAGAUUCAUCGGUUGGACCGCGGUACGCCCCGGGAAGAGAUCAUGAAAGCGCUCAACGACGUGAUCGAACGCGGAUGGGUUCGUUACAUAGGCGCAUCUUCAAUGGCAGCGUGGGAGUUCCAGACGCUACAGAACAUCGCCGACCGCAACGGAUGGCACAAAUUCAUCUCCAUGCAGAACUACUACAACCUUAUCUACCGCGAGGAGGAGCGCGAGAUGAUUCCAUACUGCCAGGACACCGGUGUCGGCCUCAUUCCUUGGUCUCCGAUCGCUCGUGGGGCUCUUACCCGGCCUUGGAGUGACCGCACCUCCAAGCGCGCUGAGACGGACAAGUUCCUCGAGAUGCUUGUGCACGGCCGCGAAGACGCCAUUGACAAGAAGAUCAUAGAGCGUGUGGAAGAGGUGGCGAAGAAGAACAACGUUAGCAUGGCGUGUAUAGCGACUGCGUGGACGAUUAAGAAGGGAGUUUGCCCCAUUAUUGGGUUGAGCUCCAAGGAGAGGAUCGAUGAGACUGUACGCAACAGCAACUUCAACCUCAGUGAUGAGGAUGCGAAGUAUUUGGAGGAGGUUUAUGUGCCGAAGGCCAGGCAGGGCUUCUAG
This is a messenger RNA of Alternaria novae-zelandiae, 1035 nucleotides long. RefSeq lists its product as uncharacterized. The record is from RefSeq and is a predicted model, not a curated record. The transcript has 3 exons. Lineage: Eukaryota; Fungi; Ascomycota; Dothideomycetes; Pleosporales; Pleosporaceae. Bases 1 to 1035 code for a protein of 344 amino acids.